AUGGCCUUCAAAGCGGUACCCCAAGUCAACCCUUGGGAGGCUCACGCCCUUAACUGUUCUCUACCAGAACAGAGACUUGUUCCCCAAACACCCACUUCGUACCCGGCCGUCCGGGACGAUCUCAUUUACCCAGGCCUAUAUUCGGGCACUGGGUUUGAUUUGAUGUCUAUUCUGCUGCAAGUCACAGGCCGCCCGCAUCCCAGUGUUGAUCUGGGCCCUGUCGAUUGCUCGGUGGCCGUUAUUGUAAGCGACCUCGAGCUUCCCGACAUGCCAAUCGUCUACGCCUCCGAUGCUUUUUGUGAAUUGACUGGCUAUUCCCAACCCGAAAUUCUUGGGCAGAACUGCCGCUUCCUCCAAAAUCCUGGCCCCAGCAGUCCGCCUGCAUCACACACUGAGGCUGCCGCAAAUAAGGCAGCUCUCCAACAUCUGCGCCAAGCUGUUUACGCCCAGCAAGAGAUCCAGACCAGGAUCUGCAACUACAAGAAGAAUGGGCAACCCUUCAUAAACUUUCUCACUGUCAUCCCAGUCCAAUUACACGGACGACGAUAUUCUGUCGGGUUCCAAUGCGAAGACGAGGAGUGA
This is a messenger RNA of Clonostachys rhizophaga, 582 nucleotides long. The record is from the annotation of a GenBank genome assembly. Lineage: Eukaryota; Fungi; Ascomycota; Sordariomycetes; Hypocreales; Bionectriaceae.